Molecule: messenger RNA, 3060 nt
Organism: Papilio polytes (common Mormon)
Lineage: Eukaryota; Metazoa; Arthropoda; Insecta; Lepidoptera; Papilionidae
Gene: Corin
Product: atrial natriuretic peptide-converting enzyme-like
Exons: 17
Coding region: 1-3060 (1019 amino acids)
Biological process (GO): proteolysis
Cellular component (GO): membrane
Molecular function (GO): serine-type endopeptidase activity; protein binding
Source: RefSeq, a predicted model, not a curated record
AUGCGUAUCGCAGACUGGCUGACGGUGACGUGGGCGCAGAGCGGCAUGCAGCUGCAGCCGGCCGCCGCAGACGACUCUGACCCUGCCAGGAACCGAUGCGGACGAGCCGGCAGCUUGGCGGUCACGCCAGGUGAGCGGCUGCUCGAGCUGCUGCGGCCAAGCGCGGGGCCGGACGGGCCCCUCGCGCCCCGCCGACACUCUACCGCCGCGUGUGCGCCGCCACCGCGCCCCGCCGGCUUCGUCUACUGCCCCUCCGACGCGCUGCCCUACUGCCCGCCCUCGAGACUGGCGCCGCCCAGGCCACACGUCAAGGUGCUUGCAUACAUCAUCAUUAUCAGCAACAUUACAUUUUAUCUAUCCACUGUUGGACAUAUCCUUUCCAAGUUACCUCCGCCGCCGCAGGCGCCAACCGCCCAACCGCCACCGGUGCCGCAGCGCGUGUUACCGGUGCCCCCCGCGGCGGCCACGAUGCCAGUAUCAGCGAACCCCGCGGUGACGCCGGUGGCGUUGGCCGUGCCUCCACCCGCGCCGCCGCGCCGUUCAUCGCCGCAACCGCCGCGUCGCGUGCCCCCGCCUACGCCGCCGCGACCCGCGCAACCGGCCGUUCCGACAGACCCCAACGGCAACCGACGCACGGUGCUCCCAAUGGCGACACCGACACCUACGCCGACGCAGCCGGCACGUCUCGACUGCAACAAGAACCCGCAGCCGCCGCCCUUGAGAAGGCCGCCUCAAAAGAUGCCAGACACACCCUACAUACCGCCGCAGAACCAGAUCAAGCGUUCCCCGAGCUCCGGCUCCAAUAUCAGUGUCCGCCAAGAUUCCAACGUGUCCUCUGAUUCUUUUAGCCAGACUUCCUCGCCCUCUUACACCACAAAGACGAUGGAGACGCCGCUACUUCCGCAUCAAAACGCCAACAAGAGCCUGAAUGCUAAAAUAGCGCGCGGCUUGCUGCUGAAGGAACAACAAGACAAGGAGUCCGGGAGCAGCUCCAUAACGAAGAGUAUGUCGACGCCGGCCUCGCUGCAGACCAUCGUCAGGUUCCAGAACGGCAGCAACAUGUCGCUACACCACCGGAUGUUGCGGGAUAUGCGAGGCGCGGGGGGCGCUGCCGGCGCCGGCUCGGGCCACAGGUUCCGGCUGGCGCAGCUCGUGCUCAACGCCGUGGCUUUGCUCGCCAUUACCGUCGCACUCUUCGCUUAUUUCCGAGCCAACCCUGCCGUACAGUACGUAUCCCAAGUGGUGAACCGGUCGGUGAUAGUGCCGUGGCCGACGCCGGCGGAGCCCCCUGGCGCGCGCAACCCCGCGCCCGGCGUCUGCCUGCCCGUCAUCGUCACCUUCUGCCAUCAACACCGCAUCUCCUACAACUUCACCGUCUUCCCCAACUACAUCGGACACUUCGGACAGAGGGACGCUCAACAGGAUUUGGAGAUCUACGACGCUGUGGUGGACGUGCGGUGCUAUGAGCUGACGGCGCUGUUUUUGUGCUCGCUGUUCGUGCCCAAGUGCGGGCCGCUCGGCCACAUGGUGCGCCCCUGCCGCAGCCUCUGCCAAGAAACGAUGCGGCGUUGCGGGUUCUUCUUGGAAGUGUUCGGGCUAUCGAUGCCUGACUACCUUCAGUGCGAAAUAUUCCCAGAGUCCACGGACACCGACGUCUGCCUCGGUAACAGGGAGGUCAAGGAGGCACGGAUCAGGGCCGCCAAGCCGGUUUGUCCUAGCGGGUUCCAGUGCGACGUGCGGCGCUGCAUCCCGCACGACUGGCGCUGCGACGGGCACGUGGACUGCGCGGACCGCUCCGACGAGCUUAAUUGCCGCGUGUGCAAGCACGGCGCAGACCUGCACUGCGGCAACCAGCGCUGCGUCUCGCAGGCGCACCUCUGUGACGGCCGCGUCGACUGCCCCUGGGGACAGGACGAGAGGAACUGCUUGCGUCUGAGUGAGGCGACGGGUGAUGUCGGGCGCGGCGAGCUGCAGGUGUUCCGCGCCGCCAACCAGUCCUGGGCGCCCGCCUGCAUGGCCGCGCGUGCGCUCGACCCUCCCACCGCGCACAAGCUCUGCGCUAUGCUCGGAUACACUUUGGUGAACCGGAGUAGCACAGUGGGCGGCAUGGGGCGCGCGGGGCGCACGCACGCCCACCACGGCGCGGCGCAGUCUUUCCGCGCCUUCCAGCGACGCGAGGGCGGGCUGCUGCGCGAACUGAAGGACUGCCGACACGACUCAGCGCACAUACACCUCGUCUGCAACAACUAUGAGUGCGGCAAGCGUCGGACAAUAGGCGGUGGUACGAAGCGUAUAGUGGGCGGAGUGGAGGCCUCACCCGGCGACUGGCCCUUCCUGGCCGCCAUACUCGGCGGGCCCGAGGAGGUCUUCUAUUGCGCCGGCGUGCUCGUCGCCGACCAGUGGGUCCUCACCGCCUCGCACUGUGUCGGCAACCACUCCGACGUGAAUGGCUGGACGAUCCAGCUGGGCAUCACGCGGCGGCGCUCGCACGCCUACUAUGGCCAGAAGGUGAAGGUGCGCCGCGUCGUGCCGCAUCCGCUCUAUAACGUCGGCGUCGCGCACGACAACGACAUCGCCCUCUUCCAGCUGGCGGUGCGCGUGCGUUACCACGAGCAGUUGUCCCCGGUGUGCCUGCCACCGGCGCGGCGUGCGUUGCUACCCGGCACGCUUUGCACCGUCAUCGGCUGGGGCAAGCGUGACGACAAAGACAUGUCGGAGUACGAGCCGGCGGUGAACGAGGUGGAGGUGCCGGUGCUGAGCCGCGAGUUAUGCAAUCAGUGGCUCGAGCACCGCGACCUCAACGUCACCGCGGGCAUGGUCUGCGCUGGUUACCCCGAGGGUGGCAAAGAUGCUUGCCAGGGUGACUCAGGGGGCCCGCUUCUGUGCAAGGACCCCGAGGACCCAUCACGCUGGUACGUGGGCGGUAUCGUGUCGUGGGGCAUCAAAUGCGCGCACCCGCGGUUGCCCGGCGUCUACGCCUACGUGCCCACAUACGUGCCCUGGAUCCUGCGCCAGCUGCAACUUUACAACGACGACGACGCGCCCUCCGAGGACACCUAA